Arachis duranensis is the source of this 2009-nucleotide messenger RNA. RefSeq names its product amino acid transporter AVT1C. NCBI's taxonomy places the organism in Eukaryota, Viridiplantae, Streptophyta, Magnoliopsida, Fabales, Fabaceae. The record is from RefSeq and is a predicted model, not a curated record. The coding region runs from base 84 to 1718 and encodes 544 amino acids. The transcript has 13 exons. Gene Ontology annotation, cellular component: plasma membrane.
UCUUUUCUCUUCUUGACAGAAGAACACUUAAAAGAUAAUUCAGGGUCAGGUUUUGAUUGUGUGGUGGUUUUGAGGAGGAAAAGAUGAACAACAAUUCAGUUUCAGAGAACAGUUUCUACAUUGACAGUGAUGAAGAAGAUGAGGAGAAUAAGAAUUUGAACAAAGUAGAAGGUGGUGGUGGUGAUGGUAAUGAUUCAGAUUCUUCAAGUUACACAAAUAAUGAAAACCUUCCACAGAGAAAACCAAGCUCUUACAACAUCUCAUGGCCUCAGAGUUACAGGCAGUCAAUUGAUCUGUAUAGCAGUGUUCCAUCACCAAACAUUGGAUUUCUAGGGACACCUUCAUUGUCAAGACUAAGCAGUUCUUUUCUUUCAACAUCUCUAACAAGGAGACACACUCCUGAGGCACUUCCAUCAGUUACAAAGCCAUUGAUACAGCCGGUGGCCGCCGAGGAUGAGGCCGUGCGUCGGCGUAGCUCUCAUGCCUUGAUUCCUCCAAGGAGGUCUUCUUCUUCCCUUAAGAAGGAAUCAAAGGUCUCUCAUGAAAUUCCAAUUUCAAGACACUGUUCUUUUGGACAAGCUGUGCUUAAUGGCAUAAAUGUCCUUUGUGGUGUAGGAAUCCUUUCUACACCUUAUGCUGCCAAAGAAGGUGGAUGGAUUGGCCUUUCAAUCUUGUUCCUUUUUGCAAUUAUUUCCUUUUAUACCGGGAUGCUCUUGCGUUCCUGCUUGGAUAGUGAACCUGGAAUUGAGACAUAUCCAGACAUUGGCCAAGCCGCUUUUGGAACCACCAUAGUACUGUAUGUGGAAUUGUAUGCAUGUUGCAUUGAGUAUAUAAUUUUGGAGGGUGACAAUUUGUCUUCCUUAUUUCCAAGUGCUCACUUGAGUUUGGGAGGAAUCGAAUUGGAUUCGCAUACUUUGUUUGCGCUGAUUACCACCUUGGCCGUUCUACCAACUGUUAUGCUCAGGGACCUAAGCAUUCUCAGUUACAUCUCAGCCGGUGGAGUUGUUGCAUCGGUUUUGGUGGUUAUCUGCUUGUUCUGGAUUGGCAUUGAGGAUGUCGGCUUUCAGAGCAAAGGGACAACACUCAAUCUUGCAACUUUUCCUGUUGCUGUUGGUCUCUAUGGAUACUGCUACUCAGGACAUGCAGUGUUUCCAAACAUUUAUACAUCCAUGGCAAAUCCAAAUCAGUUCCCUGCAGUGCUCUUAACAUGUUUUGGUAUCUGUACUGCGCUGUAUGCCGGAGCGGCUGUCAUGGGAUACACAAUGUUUGGAGAAGCUAUUCUGUCUCAGUUCACUCUUAACAUGCCCAAAGAAAUGGUUGCUACCAAGAUUGCUGUCUGGACUACAGUGGUUAAUCCAUUUACCAAGUAUGCAUUGACUAUAUCUCCAGUAGCAAUGAGUCUAGAAGAGUUGAUACCAUCAAGCCAUGCCAAGUCUUUCCUAUAUUCCAUCUUCAUCAGAACAGGGCUAGUAGUUUCAACACUCAUUAUUGGCCUUUCUGUUCCUUUUUUUGGUCUUGUAAUGUCAUUGAUUGGAUCUUCACUCACAAUGCUUGUUACUUUGAUACUUCCCUGUGCUUGUUUCCUACGAAUCUUGCGCGGCAAAGUCACGCGAUUUCAGGCAGUACUCUGCAUUACAAUCAUCUCAAUUGGUGUUGUUUGUGCUGUUUUCGGUACAUAUUCUGCACUCGCUGAGAUUGUUAAGAGUUUAAGCGGAUGAAGUUUUCUGGAACAUAAGAUUUGAAUAUGUCUGCUAUUGUCAUUUGUUCUAUCUAUUUUUUCAUUUGUCACACCCAAUUUUGAGUUUUUUUUUUGUUUGUGAAAUUUCAAUUAUUUACUAUUGUUUGUGAUUAUUGUGGCUACUUGUGACUCCAUCACAAGAAAGUUUUGGUCAUGUUUGAUUGUUUGAAGUGAAGGCAAUAAUAAUGGUAACUAAAAGAUUGUGGAAAGAGGAACCAGUUAAGGAGGGAUGAAUGAAUUUUAGUUUGAAUGAAUGAACUAGAUUCUCACA